AUGCUUUAUAUACAGAUAUGUCCCGUACGCAGUUGUGCCCCACACGCCGUUCGGCGCCUUCAACGGGGUGCCCCUAGCCUAUUAAGCGACUUCAAUGAGCCGAAUCCAAACAAUCAGAAGGCAGAGCAAUUAGGUCCGGACGAGGAGAGAGGGGCUACCUCCGAGCUUGGAGUUGAGUAUGCUAGUGGAUUCAAACUCGCAGUUGUCGUUAUGGCUCUCGCUCUCAGCGUCUUCUUGGUCUCGUUAGAUAUGACGCUUGUCGCAACCGCAAUCCCAAAGAUUACUGAUUCUCAAGAUUUCACAGCGUGGAUUGGCCGAGCUUUCUUCCUAACUCUCGCCGCCUUGCAAUCCACUUGGGGUAAGGCCUUCAAGUUCUGGGACCUAAAAUAUACCUUCUUGCUAUCGGUAUUUAUCUUCGAGGUCGGCAGUCUCACCUGUGGUGUUGCGCCUAACCCGGCUGCGUUAAUCUUUGGUCGUGCGCUUGCUGGUGUCGGUGGAGCUGGCAUCGCGAGCGGUGCCUAUACGAUCAUCGGGUUCGCUGUCAAGCCAGAGCUUCGGCCUGCGUAUACUGGUGUUAUUGGUGUGUCCUAUGGUCUUGCCUCUGUCGUCGGCCCGCUCCUUGGGGGUGGUUUCUUUGAUAAGAUGUCUUGGAGAUGGUGUUUCUACAUCAACCUUCCUGUUGGUGGUAUGUCCGCCUUGAUUAUCUUCAUCUUCUUUAAGAUACCUCUGAGUUCUGUCCCAGUCAAAGCUCCUCUGAGAGAGAAAAUCCUGCAAAUGGAUCCUUUGGGGACAUUGACACUCAUGGCCGCCGUCGUUUGUUACAUUUUAGCUCGCCAAUGGGGCGGUAUCACUAAAGCCUGGAACUCCCUAGACGUGGUCGGUACCCUGGCCGGCUGCGUUGCCCUCAUUAUCUUAUUCAUCUUCCUACAGUGGUACAACGGUGAGCGUGCAAUCAUCCCAUUCCGCCUUGUGAAGGAGCGCACAAAUUACUUCAGUAUGAUUUAUAUCUUCACUGUCGGCGGCGCCUUCUUCAUCUUGCUCUACUACCUCCCCUUUUACUUCCAAGUCGUUUCCGGCGUCAGCCCACAGGAGUCCGGAGUCCGUAACCUGGCCAUGAUCAUAGCGGUCACGCUUGGCACCAUCGCAUCCGGCUCCUACAUCACAGCAAAAGGCCACUUCGUCCCUCUCAUGAUCGGUUCCGGUUUCGUCUCAACUGUCGGCGCCGGUUUGAUCUUCACACUUAACAUCGGUUCCUCGUCUGGGACGUGGAUCGGGUACCAGAUCAUCGCUGGCCUGGGGCUCGGCGUCGGUUUCCAGAUCCCAAUCAUCGCUACGCAGGCCAUUUCUCGCGUGGCGGAUCUUCCAUCAUCUGCCGCAAUGGUACUCUUCUGCCAGACUCUCGGUGGAGCUAUCUUCGUUGCUGCCGGCCAGUCUGCGCUCGCGAAUAUGGUGCUCAAGAAGCUACCAAUUUAUGUGCCGAGCGUGAACCCGGCUCAAGUGUUCGCUCUCCUGGGGAUUCAACACGCGUACAUGGAUGGGCUGCAUACGGCAUGGGCCAUUGCGAUUGCCAGUGCCGGAGUGGCUUUGAUUGUCAGCUUGGCCAGUGAAUGGAGGAACCUGAAGGGGUUGAAUAUUUCUGUUGGUGUUGUUUGA
Molecule: messenger RNA, 1653 nt
Organism: Hyaloscypha bicolor E
Lineage: Eukaryota; Fungi; Ascomycota; Leotiomycetes; Helotiales; Hyaloscyphaceae
Product: putative MFS multidrug transporter
Exons: 5
Coding region: 1-1653 (550 amino acids)
Biological process (GO): transmembrane transport
Molecular function (GO): transmembrane transporter activity
Source: RefSeq, a predicted model, not a curated record